AAUACCACAGUGAUACAUCAGGGAAUAUCAUGUACUACAGAGUUAAAUGUAACAUAACUUCUUUUGCACUUUAUCUUUAAUUUCUAAAACCCCUCUGUGCUACAGCUGUGGGAGACCAUACAUCAGACUGAGCCAUGGGGAGGGCUCAAUAGACAAGGGAGACAGGAUACCACGGUCAGAGGACCAAGUGGUCGUGUCAUCAGACUACGACAGCACCCACGAAGCCAACCACAGUGACAGCAGUGAUGUAGCACAUACAGAGGAGGACACAGAGGAAGGAAAAAACGCCUCCCAGAAUGUCAUCCUCCACCCACUAAUACCUCCUGAGGACAAACCAAUUCUGGCUCCAGAGCCGUUAAUAAUGGAGGACUUAGAGCCUCUGAUGAGUCAACUAAACAAUUGGAACUUCCCCAUCUUCAGCUUGAUGGAGAAGACCAAUGGGAAAUGUGGACGGAUCCUCAGUCAGGUCUCCUACAGGCUCUUUGAAGACACUGGCCUGUUUGAGACCUUUAAGAUCCCUGUAAAAGAAUUCAUGAACUACUUCCAUGCCCUUGAGAAUGGUUACAGAGACAUACCAUAUCACAACAGGGUCCAUGCCACAGAUGUGCUUCAUGCAGUCUGGUACCUCACCACGCAGGCUGUGCCUGGUCUACCCAGUCUCAUUACUGAUCAUGGUUCUGCCAGUGACUCAGACUCCGACAGCGGAAUAACACACAGUCAUAUGGGCUUCCUGGUUUCAAAGACCUACACUGUGUCAGAAGAUGGUUACGGCUGCCUGUCAGGCCUCAUACCUGCUCUGGAGCUCAUGGCCCUUUAUGUGGCCGCCGCAAUGCAUGACUACGACCACCCCGGUCGGACCAACGCUUUCCUUGUGGCCACCAGUGCCCCACAGGUACUCAUGCUUUUCAGUCCAUAG
This is a messenger RNA of Lates calcarifer (barramundi perch), 916 nucleotides long. Its product is annotated as cGMP-inhibited 3',5'-cyclic phosphodiesterase 3A. Gene Ontology annotation, molecular function: 3',5'-cyclic-AMP phosphodiesterase activity. Gene Ontology annotation, biological process: oocyte maturation; positive regulation of oocyte development. Lineage: Eukaryota; Metazoa; Chordata; Actinopteri; Centropomidae. The transcript is spliced from 6 exons. Gene Ontology annotation, cellular component: cytosol. Bases 362 to 916 code for a protein of 184 amino acids. The record is from RefSeq and is a predicted model, not a curated record.